GACGUCAGUGCGCUCUGUAGUCACACUGCGUCAGUGCGUGAGCGCGGUCUGUUGUAGUGCGAACAGCCGAACAGCGCAACACAAAACGUGUUUUUAUUUGUUUGUUUGUGUGUUUGUUUGUUUGUGAGCGAGCCCCGUCCCCGCCGCCAUCACCGCACCGACCCAGCACGCUGACACCGCCGCUGUAAACUCCACCAUGGUCGGCGUGAAGGUAAUCGGGAACGACUCGGACUUCCAGCCGGAGCUCGCGGCCGCCGGCUCCCGGCUCGCCGUGGUCAAGUUCACGAUGGCCGGGUGUCGGCCUUGUGUCAGAAUAGGUCCUGCCUUCGCCCUGCUGAGCAACAAGUACCCACAGGUUGUCUUCCUCGAAGUCGACGUCCACGUCUGUCAGGCGACAGCGGCCAGCAACAACAUCUCAGCGACGCCCACGUUCCUGUUCUUCAGGAACCGGGUGCGGGUGGAUCAGUAUCAGGGUGCGGACGCCGCCGGCCUGGAGGAGAAGAUCAAACAGCACACAGAGAACGACCCGGGGAACAGCGAGGACUCCGACAUUCCAAAGGGAUACAUGGACCUCAUGCCUUUUGUGAACAAAGCCGGCUGUGAGUGCCUGAACGAGAGCGACGACAUGGGCUUCGACAACUGCCUAAACAAAGAGCCGAGCUACCUGGAGUCCGACUGCGACGAACAGUUGUUGAUAACCAUCGCCUUCAACCAGCCGGUGAAGCUCUUCUCCAUGAAGCUGGUGUCUUCAGACUUUGCGAAAGCCCCCAAGGAGAUGAAGGUCUUCAUCAAUCUUCCUCGGUCGAUGGGCUUUGACGACGCCGAGCGGAGCGAAGCCACGCAGACUCUCGACCUGUCAGAGGAGGACUACAAGGACGACGGUUUGAUUCCUCUGCGCUACGUCAAGUUCCAGAACGUGCAGAGCGUCACGUUGUUUGUCAAAUCCAACCAAGGAGACGAGGAAACGACAAAAAUCAACUACCUGACGUUCAUAGGAACUCCAGUGCAGGCCACCAACAUGAACGACUUCAAAAGAGUCGUGGGGAAGAAGGGAGAGAGUCACUGAGCGAGCGAGAGAAGGAAGGAUGGAAAGAAAGAAAGAAAGACAGACAGGAGAAGAGAGGAAGGGAGGAAGCGGAGGCCAUAUUGCUGCAGAUACAUCCAAGGACUUCCCUCUGCCAAAGCUGCUGCACACUCCGCUGUAACACACACACACACACACACACUUAACCUUCACACACACACGGCAUACACAUAAAUUGGCGCUGUCUCUCAAACACACACACACACACACACACACACUCAGAGUCUCCAGCUGUACCCAACAUGCCCCCUGACUGUGCAGACUCUCAUUCUAUAAACCAUUUGUAUUGUAAUUCAGAUGAAAGUCGCUGUAAAUAAAACACAAUCACUUUCUCAAAAGG
Messenger RNA from Myripristis murdjan (pinecone soldierfish), 1424 nucleotides. It is a transcript of the gene txnl1, whose product is annotated as thioredoxin-like 1. The record is from RefSeq and is a predicted model, not a curated record. Bases 197 to 1066 code for a protein of 289 amino acids. The transcript is spliced from 8 exons. NCBI's taxonomy places the organism in Eukaryota, Metazoa, Chordata, Actinopteri, Holocentriformes, Holocentridae.